Amborella trichopoda is the source of this 2259-nucleotide messenger RNA. The record is from RefSeq and is a predicted model, not a curated record. NCBI's taxonomy places the organism in Eukaryota, Viridiplantae, Streptophyta, Magnoliopsida, Amborellales, Amborellaceae.
GUUUACUCGAGCCUAUGUGAAAACAUCCCAAAACGCAUGGGUUUGAAUUUUGAAACAAUAGUACUUGGGUCCAAUGGAGUGAACGCAGGAUGCGCUCCCGCGGGAGCACACAGUUUCCGCGCCAACGUAAAUUUUUGGCGCCAAGUUUUUUGGGCUGCGUGUUGGCCCAUUUCUGAGGGGCCAAAAAGCUUGUUUUAUGUCUUCCCCCUUUCCCUGUCUAUGUCUAGGGUUUUGUUACAGAUAAAAAGACUGUAAUUUUUUUCUCUCUCUAGGUCUAGGGUUUUGUUACAGAGGAAAAGUGUAGUUGUGCAAAUCGAAAGGAAGCAAAUGGGUGUUGUGAAACGCAGGAGGCUCCACAAUAUUGAAGAAAAGAAGCCAAGAAAAGCAAUAAAAAGUUCUGUGAAGAAAGAAGAAGAAGAAGAAGAAGAGAGGAAAGAUGGUGUUGUGAAGAAGGACAAGCCAAGAAAAGCAAUAAAAGGUUAUGUGAAGAAAGAAGAAGACGAGACGAAGAAAGAUGGUGUUGUGAAGAAGGACGAAGAAGGGAUGACAGAGUACGAGCGCAGGAGGCUCGAAAACAUAGAAAAAAACCAGCUGAUGCUCGCCUCUCUUAACGUCCAAUCCCUCCUAUCCUCGGUUCCUACCAAGCAUCCCAGGGUGGACCCCAAGGGUUAUAAGAAAACCCCAGAAAGGAAACAGUCAAAACAGGGUCCUGUUGUUCUUCGAAGGUCUCUCAGAGCUAGAGGGUUCCCACCCGAUGCAUCUUCCGCCAAUGGCCUGCAUGAUGACGAGCCUUGUAUAAACCAUCUCUCUUUAUCUUCUUCUACCUCAGUACCGAUUAGAAAAAUAUUAGGUUCUUUCACCAUGGAAGAAGUAUAUGAGACCAAGAAAGAUGAUGCUUCGAAUAAGCAUUUCAUCGACACAAUAAUCAACCUUUCUGAUAAGUCCCCAUUAUCAAGAAUUGGAGCGAAAAACAUUGAGGCUUUUGAGGUCGGACAAUUAAGAUUGAGAGCGGAGAAUGUUGCAAGGUUAGUACCUGGAAGAAUUUUCAGUUUAGCAUUUUUCCCAUUUUGUGAAAGGUCAGUUGUGGUGGCUGGUGGCAAGUUUGGGCAUGUGGGUAUUUGGGAUACUGAUCAAAAAGAAGAGGAUGGGGUUCACUCAUAUUGCCCUCAUUCAGCCCCUGUUUCGGGUGUUGUGGUUUGGCCAUUUCAUCUCACAAAGAUCUUCACCAGCAGUUAUGAUGGGUUUAUCCGGCUGAUGAAUGUCGAGGAGGGAAAAUUUGAUAUGGUUUACAAUUGCAAUGAUGAGAUUUUUGCUCUUUCGGCUCGGACUUGUGACAGUAAUUCCUUAUAUUUUGCUGAGGGUCAAGGGGAAUUUAAGGUUUGGGAUGAGAGAACAAAAGGCAUCUCAACCUCAUAUUCCUUACAUUCUCAGAGGAUUAACAGUAUAGAUUUUAAUCCAGAAAACAACAACAUGAUGUGCACUAGCUCCUCCGACGGGAAAGCUUGCAUCUGGGAUCUUAGAUGUAUCAGAAAUGAUCCAUUACAAAUAGUCAAGCAUCAAAGGGCUAUUCAUUCUGCGUUCUUUUCCCCCAGUGGCAAAUAUCUCGCUACAACGAGUUUCGAUAAUAAAGUUGGACUAUCAAGUGGCGUAGAUUUUUCAGACGUAUCAAUGAUUCACCAUUGCAAUGAGACUGGCAGAUGGCUUUCAUCCUUCAGAGCGAUUUGGGGUUGGGAUGAUUCAUAUUUGUUCAUGGGAAGUAUGAAGAGAACAGUCGAUGUCAUCUCCGUUGAGAAGAAAACAAUCACAUCACUCGAUAGCACCUACAUGACUGCAAUCCCUUGCAGGUUUGCUUCCCACCCAUGCAUUACCGGCACGCUUGCUGGUGCCACUGGUGGGGGUCAAGUGUAUAUGUGGACGACCACAUAGGUCUCUGUUCUUUAGAGAGAGAGAGAGAGAGAGAGAGAGAGAGAGAGAGAGGACCCGAAUUUGGAAGCCUGUCUACGACUAUGGCAUUUUGGUGUAAUGUGUUUAUGUAUCUCUGUCCUAUCUUUGAUUUCUCGAAUGGAUCCUCAGAACAUGAGCUUAACUUUUGGUUCCAUCUCUGUGACUUCGGGCAAGUGCCUUAUGUUGGCAUUUGUGCUGUGGUGCAAACUGGUUAAAUUGCAGAGCUCGUACAAAUUUGCCGGGGUCCUUGAAAAACCUAUUAAAGUUAAUCAUGCCAGGUCUUUCAGUAAAAAUGUAGGACCCUGAUUUCAACCA